Molecule: messenger RNA, 2498 nt
Organism: Postia placenta MAD-698-R-SB12
Lineage: Eukaryota; Fungi; Basidiomycota; Agaricomycetes; Polyporales; Adustoporiaceae
Exons: 4
Coding region: 165-2498 (777 amino acids)
Source: RefSeq, a predicted model, not a curated record
CACGACGCAGACUCGGCGGUGCAGGUCAGCCAGCCACGCCCGCCCCGUUCUUGCUCCUUGUCGACAGACCGGCUCGGUCCUUGUCUCGCACCUGCUUCACGCAGGCUGUAUUCCCUCCCCAAGUCGCUCUUUACCUCCAACCGCCAUUCUGUCGUUAGUCCGUCAUGCGUAUAUCGCCCAAACAUUUCAAGAAGCGGUCAAGUGAUGCGCUCGACGCCCGCGAACCAUCCGUUGCUGGUUUGAGUGGUUCCGUCACAGCGUCCGCACUUGCCGCUACCGGAUCCAGCCUCAUCCUCAACGCUUCGGGCUCCGUCGAGAGUGUUUCUAUCUCGGACUAUUCGUUCGCUUCAGCAACUGUAACAACCUCACCAACUCUGAUACCGAUGUCAUCUAUCGUACCUUCUGCAUCUGCGUCGGCCGCCUCUGACAUCUCCAGCAACUCCGCUAUACCCGUCGGGACGGUAGUGGGCGCAUGUGUCGGUGCGUUUGCGGGUGCUGGUCUCAUCAUCUUCCUCGUCUACACCUACUCGAAGCGCCACCUUAGCGGUGCCGGCGCCCGCGAUGGUGGGCGAGGUGAGAACUGGAAGAAGCUGCACGACAACCAUGAUGGCGCCCCGAACUCGCCGUCGCAUGACAGCUCGCGGGAGAUGGAGGAGAAGAACCGUGCGCUGUUCAAAAAGUCCACGCCCAGCGUCCGUACGACGCGCACCAAGCUCUCCGACGAGGACCACGGAUUCGGCAUCCCGCCGUUCGAAUUCUCAAAGUACCACCCCAAUCUCGCGCAGGAGCUCGCUCUCGAGAAGCCCGCGCCGGCGUUCGUCGCUCACCGCGGGGACAGUGGCGUCUCAUGGGACGGUUCGACGGUCCAUGACGACUCUUUCCUCUCGAUGCGCUCUGUGCGCGUCGAUUCGGGCACAAUGUCGCCUACGCUAGGCUUGGCCAAGCCGACGCCUGUGGCAACAUCGUCGGCCAUCCAUAAAUGGGAGUCCGCGGAGGUGCUCACUCUCGGGGAAGAGGACGUUGCCGGGCCGAAGGAGGUCCAGAAUCCGUUCGCGGAUGUCGCCGAGCAGCGGCGCAGCGUUGCCAAUCCCUUCUUCAAUGCGCAGGAGCUCCACCGCUCGCCGACGAACCGCAAUCGUAGUCGUAGCAACAGCCGCAGCGGGAGCCGUACAAGCCGCAUCAGUCGCACGCGCAGCGCCAGUGAUACUCGUAAUGCGAGCUACCGCCAGUCCGAGCGCCUCUCGAAUCCGUUUGCGGAUGUGCAGGAAGUGCCGGUAUACCGUGUGUCCCCGCCGGCCCAACACGAACACACGGACUCGGUCGCCAGCAACUCCAGCGGAAACAUGUUUGGCGAACAUGCGAUGAAGUCCCUGAUUGCCGCUCUAGACCUGACGCAGGAAGAGGUUGAGGGGCGCCUGCGCGCCGUCUCGAUGCACGAGUCGACGAUGUCACGCUUUUCGACGAUCACUGGCGAUGAGGCCAUCGCGACAAUGCGUGCAUUCCCUAUGCCGCCUGCCACCGAACAGAGGUACAGUGAAAACGUUCUCAACAUGAUGCAGCCAAGCAGACGACCCAAAGCGUCAAUGCAGAUGUCCGUAUCACAAGCACCAGCCGGGACCAGCAUGCCCUCGCCCUACCUAGCUGCAGCUCCGAGUCAGUCCCUGCAUCACGAUGACGCAUUCGUCCACGAAAAGCACGGGCCUCCCGGAGUGUCAAGCGUGACAUGGAUGCCAAGGCUGGACGUCCGCUGCGGACGCACGGGCACCACGCCCUCCACGGGCGCCGCGAACGCCCACAAAGGCGCGGCACCGAGCUCGAUGUCGCCCGGGCGUCCACGGCUGUCUCGCCCGACGAUGCACCAGCCGUCGCCACAUGUCCGCACGACGGCGACACGCUCGCCCGCCGCGAGCGCGAGCUCGUCCGGGAGCGUGGGGCGGAAUGCCUGGCGGACCGUGCGCGUGUGCGCGUGCGCGUCGUCGAGCGCAGAAAUGGAGGACGCGGUCGAGUAUGUGCUCGUGCGGUACGCGCCGUGGCGGCGCGAGGCCCGCGGGCCCGGCACGGAGGGGUCGGAGAUGGGUUGGGAGGAAGGGCCGGGCUGGGGGAGGGUGGAGGUGCCGGACACGGGGCGCAGCAAGGAGCUGCGCCGCGAGCCGGUGGGCAAGGGCACGGGUACGCGGGAGACGGGCGGGAGGGGAGUGAGGUGGUCGGAUGCGGAUCCGGCUUCGCGGGUGACGAGGAUUCGGUCUGGGAGGACGACGCUUGCGGGAACGGUGAGCGUUGCGUGCUGGAUGUGGGGCUCGAGGGACUUACAUCGACUCCUGGGGGGCAGGGGCGACGUCCGGGAUGCGCACGCCCAGCUUGUCUCUCCGCGCUUCACGGUGCUUCCUGUAGAAGUGGAUGCCCAGCCAGGAUCCGCCUACGAGCACGAUGACGAGGGCGACAAUGAGCCCAGCGAGCUGGACGUCGUCGUGGCGUACAGAGUCGGGCGAGGAGCUUAA